GUGAUGCUAAAUACAACUAUGUACUUAAAAUAUUAGCAAUAGAAUAUAUUCUGUUUGUGAUAGUUUUGUGACAAUGUAGGUUUUGGUUUGGAGGUUCUUCACCGUAGUGCUUGACACAGUGAGUAAAAUCCAUGUCCCCUUCCUUAAAUGAUGAAGAAAUGCUGUUUUGAAAAUUGUUGCGGUUUCUGUAAAUUACCCUUGCAGUGAAAAAGGAAGGAAGUCUCUUAGUAUCUUGCUGCUUGGCUCAGGAGUGAUCAGAGCCUUCUAAUGACCAGUGAGUGGAGGGGACAUGCAGCAUUCAUGGAUGUCAGAUACCAAUUUUCUGCACUCAUGUCUUGACCCUCAGUAGAUUCUAAACCAUAGCAGAAGUCACUCUGUAAUCAUCCAAGCAGUAUUUGUUGCCUUGACACCUCUUUGAAGAAUGGUGUGUGGGUAGACUGAUUCCCUGUGCUCACUGCACAGUAAGAAGUAGCACUGAAGUCAGUAUUUAACAUGCAGGAAUUUUGUGAUGCCAGUUGUCUGUCACUUCUGCCAUAGCUUUUUGUGUCCCUCUGUACACAUGGUAGGGACUGUCUGCGCUUGCUGUCCUGUGCACCUAAAAUUUGAAUCUGGAAAGUGACUGGAUGCAGGGCAUGGGUUGCAUCAAGUUGUACAUGUGUUGCAGAUAGAAGGGUUGAAUGAUACCAGACUUCCAUUCAGUAGCCAGAAGAGGAGGAAAAGAGUUCAUUCUGGAUCCAUGAGUUUAGGGUGUCAGCACAGUAACAUGAAAGAGACAUGCUGGUGAAAUUUCAUGGUCAUGGACUGCCAAAAUGCCUGUUUUCAGAAGCAGCUGUUGAACAAGAUAAAACAAGCCACUCCUCCUCUGCUUCUCAACUGACUGUGGUUGGAACAAGGCUGUGAAACACACUGCUCCUGGUACUGAAUUUCAGUUUUGCCUUCUGAUAACAGAAAUAAAAAAUUCUUGUACUUCAGUACAUGCUGUAUAUAUAUGGAAGAGGGAAAGGAGAAUUGGCAGAAUAUAAAUUACGGCUUUCAGCAGCUCAGGUGUACCAGUGAGGAAGGAGAUUCUGUGGUGUUUUGCCCCAGGCUUUGUUGCUGAUGGCUCUGUCACAUCAGUCUAGUUUACUUUGUGCUGUUACAUACGUGUGUAUUACUGUGGUUGCCCGCUCGUUAUCCAGAAGGUGGUAGGUUCAAGAGGAAGUCGCGGUGCUAACAGCUGCAGAUGGAGCGUACUGUAUGUCUGAUGGCCCCUUUCAGCUCCGCGGGGCCCAGCCUCCCUCCGGGGGGCACCGCCGCGCUCCGCCGGAGCCCGCCUGCUGGCAGAGGCGGCGCGUUCCGCGGACGCGCCCACAAACCGACGUUCUGCCGCUUGCCGGGGCCGGGGGUGCCGCCUCCGUCCCGCAGGCCUCGGGCUGGCGGCGCACCGCCCUACGGGGGGGCCCGGCGCCGUGACACAGCGCUUGGGCUCGCGGCUGGGCGGGAAACAGCGGGAAGCGCUGAGCGCCGCCCGCGGAGCAGCUGCCGGGAGAGGGCGCGGGGCGGGAAGCCGUGUGAGAGCUUCAGCUUCGUUGUGAGGCUUGUGACAAAGGAACACCACCUUGCUACAGCCAGAGAAGAAUGAGCCCUUGGACUGCAAAUCAAGGGAUAUGUGUGAACCACUGUGCUCUCUCCACUGAAAGUUGUGGCAGAGAGACUGUUGGUUCCAGCAACAUGGAGGAAGUUGUCAGCUUGAAGUUCCGUCAGCAGCUUCUGUUCAUUGAUGAAAAUCUGGUGGCUGAAGAUGUAGCAGCUUUAAAAUUUCUCUGUACUGAUUUGCUUCCCUUCAAAAAACUAGAAAGUGUGAAGUCAGCAGUGGACAUCUUUCAGCUUCUCAUGGCUGAAGAAUAUCUGAAUAAGGAAGAUACUUUCCUGCUAGCUGAACUCUUAUACAGAAUUAAAUGUCACUCCUUGCUCAAGAAACUUGGUUAUACCAAAGAGAAAGUGCAAGAAUGUCUGCAUGAGAAGGGAAGAGUGUCUCCGUACAGGCAGAUGCUGUAUGAAUUGUCAGAGAACAUUACCAAUGAGAUGUUGAAGCACAUCAUAUUCCUACUGCAAAACUGUCUUCCAAAGCGACGGAUAAUUUAUUCUGCUCUGGAUUUGCUGAUUUUAUUGGAAAAACAGGGCCUUUUAACUGAAAACAAUGUACAGAUGCUGGAGGAGGUCUGUAUGAAUGUUUCACCUGAUCUCCUGGAAACAGUAAACUGCUACAAAAGGACAAAAGUGCCUCUGCCUCAGCAGAACACUCUGCCAGUCAAGGAAUCUUCACUGUUUCACACUGGAGACAUCAGAGUAUUCACUUCCCCACAGGAGACCUCGAUCAAAUCAGUCAGUUCUAAUAUCAAUGAUAACAAAGCAACUAAUCUUACACAAGGCUUCUCUGAAAUAAACCUGGAGCUGCCAGAAGAAUUCAGCAAUGUAGAAAAUGAAUCCAAGAAGAUGAAAAGCUACAAAAUGGAUGGACCACACAGAGGAUUUUGUCUUAUUAUUAAUAAUGUUAACUUUGAUAGGUCUCUUCAGGAGAGGAAGGGUUCUUGCAAAGAUGCUGGGGAACUGGAGCAAGUAUUCACAUGGCUUGGUCUGGACGUGAGGACUUACACUGACCUGACAUCUUGGGAGAUUAAAGAUCUGAUGCGAACUUGGCAGCGUUUGCAAGAUCACAAAGACAGGGACUGUUUUAUAUGUUGUAUUCUAUCUCAUGGAGAGUCAGGAGCGAUCUACGGGAAAGAUGAGGAACUUGUAUCAAUCCGCAUGAUCAUGUCCCACUUCACGGCUAAACAAUGUCCACAACUGGCUGAAAAGCCCAAACUCUUCUUUAUCCAAGCUUGCCAGGGAAAGGAGAUACAGUGUCCUGUCUAUGUUGAAGCUGAUGCAAGAAUUCCCGAUUUGUCUUCCAUGCAACAGAGUGUUUCUCCUUCUGAAAGUAUUCCCGAAGAGGCUGAUUUCCUCCUAGGCAUGGCCACAAUUGAUGGAUAUGUCUCUUUCCGGCACAUUCAGCAGGGUGCUUGGUAUAUUCAGGCCCUGUGCAGCAAGCUACAGUUGUUGGUACCAAGGGGUGAAGAUAUUUUGUCAAUUCUUACAGAAGUUAAUGAAGAUGUGGGCAGACGUGUUGACCGCUUGGGGACAAAGAAGCAGAUGCCCCAACCGGCAUAUACCUUAAGGAGAAAAUUAAUAUUCCCGAUACCUAGAAACCCUCCUCCUUCACAGCAACAUUGAGGUUUUUAAAAUACAUCCUUUUACCAGCACAUCUCAUUUAAAUGCAGUUUACCACACUACCUGUUUUAAAGCAGUUAGCCAGAAUCCUGAGGAACCUAGCUUCAAGGCAAGGGCUCAUAAAUAUCUUGGACAAACAAAACUGUGAAACUGGAAAAGACUGAAUUAAACAAUCCAUGUGCCAGCUGUUUACAUCGUCUAUAUAUUUUGAGUUAUCAGGGUUGGGAGAAGAAUGCUUUUAUUGUUUUAAAACUGUUUUGUACCUGCACAGACUGCAGAUACAGAAGUGUUUUUCUGACAGCAUAAGGGUUACAUGUAGCCUUCCAUAUCUAAACCAGGAUUGUUAAUGGUCUGCUUUAGGCCCAUCAUGUUUUAUUUUGCAAGCUAAAACUGUUAAAUCCUGCCCCUAAUCCACUAGCAAUGUUCAUAGAGGAAGACAAAGGUGGGGACAAAGGGGAGAAGCUUAAGUAGUGAGUGGAAGAGGAUUUAUUCCAUCUUUGAUUUAAAUUACAUUUAACUUAAUGGGGAAACAGUUAACUAUUGACAUUAGUAAUUUGUUCCACAGUGCACACUGAGACUGUCUAGUGGCUAACAUAAACCUUGUUCAGAACAAUGAGAUCUUUCAAAAACUGAGUCAAGCCAAAAUGCUGCAUAGUAUUCCCUCUGUGAAACCUUGUGAACUGUCAUUUCCCCAUCACUUCCGGAAAUAGAAGUUAUGAUGGAAGAUUUGCACACUAUGAAAUAUGGCAUUCAGCAGUGUAUCUGUAUAGGUUUAUCAGAUUGAUUAACUUUGUUAAGUAUUAAAUUUUUGGAUUAUUGUUUCUUGCUUUAAGACCCAAUAGGUAGCCAUAUGGGAAACAAGGCUUCUUGUUGAUUAAGCUUCUAACAGAGCAUUUUGUGAGUUAACUGAAAUAAUGUCAUGUUUUUUAUGAGCAUUUACUAUGUCUGUCUGUCCUUCCUGUUUGUGACUGCAUUAAAUUCAUACCUCUUUUUAA
Molecule: messenger RNA, 4244 nt
Organism: Falco peregrinus (peregrine falcon)
Lineage: Eukaryota; Metazoa; Chordata; Aves; Falconiformes; Falconidae
Product: caspase-10
Exons: 11
Coding region: 1618-3252 (544 amino acids)
Biological process (GO): negative regulation of extrinsic apoptotic signaling pathway via death domain receptors; proteolysis
Molecular function (GO): protein binding
Source: RefSeq, a predicted model, not a curated record